This is a messenger RNA of Entrophospora sp. SA101, 297 nucleotides long. The record is from the annotation of a GenBank genome assembly. Lineage: Eukaryota; Fungi; Glomeromycota; Glomeromycetes; Entrophosporales; Entrophosporaceae.
AUGUCUGGUUUAGAUGUCACUAUUAUUCUCGAAUUUGAGAAACUCUUUGAUAUCGAAAGAUCAUAUGACAACUUUUCAAUCGUGAGACAGAAAGAAAAUUUUGUCCAAUGGGCUGUACGGGUUAGAGCCAAUAUUCAAGAUUUAUUAAUUGAGAAAAAAUUUAGUACAUAUCAUAGAUAUUGCAUAUUUGCUUCAUAUCCUGGAGGCAGGCUUGUAGAUUAUAAUGAUUUCCGAAAUUAUUACAGACCAAAACCACUUAAGAAUGGGACUCUAUCUGUUUUAGGUGUUGGAAGGUAG